Molecule: messenger RNA, 939 nt
Organism: Otolemur garnettii (small-eared galago)
Lineage: Eukaryota; Metazoa; Chordata; Mammalia; Primates; Galagidae
Product: olfactory receptor 8B3
Exons: 2
Coding region: 1-939 (312 amino acids)
Biological process (GO): G protein-coupled receptor signaling pathway; sensory perception of smell
Cellular component (GO): membrane
Molecular function (GO): odorant binding; olfactory receptor activity; G protein-coupled receptor activity
Source: RefSeq, a predicted model, not a curated record
AUGGAGGUUGGGAAUGAUUCCUUAGUGACUGAAUUCAUUCUUGCUGGAUUAACAGAUCGUCCAGAGCUCCAACAACCCCUCUUUUGCCUGUUUCUGAUGAUCUACAUUUUCACAAUGGUGGGCAACCUUGGCUUGAUCACUCUUAUUGGUCUGAAUUCUCACCUCCACACCCCCAUGUACUAUUUCCUCUUCAACCUCUCCUUCAUUGAUCUCUGUUAUUCUUCUGUUUUCACUCCCAAAAUGCUGAUGAACUUUGUAUCAAAGAAGAAUACCAUCUCCUAUGCUGGGUGCAUGACUCAGCUGUUUUUCUUUCUCUUUUUUGUCAUCUCUGAAUGCUAUAUGUUGACCUCAAUGGCCUAUGAUCGCUAUGUGGCCAUCUGUAAUCCAUUGCUGUAUAAGGUCACUAUGUCCCAUCAUGCCUGUUCUGUGCUCACUUUUGCUGCUUACCUACUGGGAUUUGCUGGAGCCACUGCCCACACAGGGUGCAUGCUUAGACUAAACUUCUGCAAUGCUAAUGUCAUCAACCAUUACUUGUGCGACAUACUCCCCCUGCUCCAACUUUCUUGUACCAGCACCUAUGUCAAUGAGGUAGUAGUUCUCGUUGUUGUGGGUAUUAAUAUCACAGCACCCAGUUUUACUAUUCUAAUUUCUUACAUUUUUAUCCUCACUAGCAUUCUUCAUAUCAAAUCUGCCCAAGGAAGAUCAAAAGCCUUCAGUACUUGCAGCUCUCACAUCAUUGCUCUUUUCCUCUUUUUUGGGUCAGCAGCAUUCAUGUACCUUACAUAUUCUCCUGGAUCUAUGGACCAGGGAAAAGUUUCUUCUGUUUUCUAUACUAACGUAGGGCCCAUGCUCAAUCCCUUCAUCUAUAGUUUGAGGAAUAAGGAUGUCAAAACUGCGUUGAGGAAAACCUUGAUUAAAUUCAGACGGGAAACGUUCUAA